AUGACUGCGAUCGCAAACGCGUGUCUGUCCUGUCUAUCGGCAGUCGACCGCUGGUGUCAUAUCACGGCCUGUCUUGGUCCUGUCGGAGGUCGCUCGCGAGAUGGAAUUUAUGAGACAACGCUAGCAGACAAUGAGCGGGAGGCCGUAUCCGACCUGCUCGGUUACUUGGAGAACCGAGCCGAAACCGACUUCUUCUCCGGCGAGCCUCUUCGCGCCCUGAGCACCUUGGUUUAUUCUGAUAAUGUGGACCUUCAACGAAGUGCUAGCCUGACUUUCGCUGAGAUAACUGAGCGAGAUGUGCGCGAAGUCGACCGGGACACGCUCGAGCCUAUCCUCUUCCUGUUACAGAGCUCGGACAUUGAAGUUCAAAGGGCUGCUAGCGCAGCUCUCGGAAAUCUUGCCGUCAACGCCGAGAACAAGGUGCUCAUUGUUGCCCUGGGAGGGCUGGCUCCUCUCAUACGUCAGAUGAUGUCGCCCAACGUCGAGGUCCAAUGCAAUGCGGUCGGUUGUAUCACCAAUCUAGCGACUCAUGAGGACAACAAGGCCAAGAUUGCUCGGUCGGGAGCUCUAGGUCCAUUGAUCCGUCUAGCAAAAUCCAAGGACAUGCGUGUACAACGUAAUGCCACUGGAGCGCUUUUGAAUAUGACGCAUUCAGAUGACAACCGACAGCAACUCGUCAAUGCCGGUGCAAUCCCUGUGCUUGUUCAAUUGCUCUCCUCUCCUGACGUCGAUGUACAAUACUACUGCACAACUGCCCUCAGCAAUAUCGCUGUCGAUGCUUCGAAUCGCAAGCGGCUCGCCCAGACGGAGUCACGGUUGGUUCAGUCUCUUGUUCACCUCAUGGACUCUUCCACUCCCAAAGUUCAGUGCCAAGCCGCCCUUGCACUUCGAAACCUCGCUUCCGACGAGAAAUACCAGCUGGAGAUUGUUCGUGCAAAGGGCCUUCCGCCACUCCUGCGCCUGUUGCAGUCCUCAUACCUUCCCCUCAUUCUCUCUGCUGUUGCAUGCAUCCGCAAUAUCUCCAUACAUCCUCUCAACGAGUCGCCUAUCAUCGAUGCAGGCUUCCUUAAGCCGUUAGUAGACCUUCUGGGUUCGACAGACAACGAAGAGAUACAAUGCCACGCCAUUUCUACACUUCGCAACCUUGCCGCAAGCUCUGAUCGCAACAAGGAGCUUGUUCUGCAGGCCGGUGCCGUACAGAAAUGCAAAGAUCUGGUCCUUCGGGUUCCUCUGAGUGUGCAAUCUGAAAUGACCGCUGCAAUCGCUGUGCUGGCUCUCAGCGAUGAAUUGAAACCUCAUCUGCUCAACCUAGGUGUCUUCGAUGUGCUAAUCCCCCUUACGAACUCCGAAAGUAUCGAGGUCCAGGGCAACAGUGCUGCUGCCUUGGGCAACCUCUCCUCAAAAGUUGGCGAUUACUCGAUCUUCGUUCGUGACUGGGCUGACCCCAACGGCGGCAUUCACGGUUAUCUCAAAAGGUUCCUUGCAAGCGGCGACCCUACCUUCCAGCACAUUGCCAUCUGGACUCUCCUUCAAUUGCUGGAAUCGGAGGACAAGCGGCUCAUCGGCUACAUAUCCAAAUCCGAAGAUAUUGUACAGAUGGUCAAAACGAUCUCGGACAAGAACAUCGAAUCUGACGAAGAGGAUGGGGAGGAUGGUGAGGCCGAGGUCAUUGCGCUGGCACGGCGAUGUCUCGGUUUACUCGGAAACGGUCCAAAACAGACUCUUGUCGAAGGCUAA
Molecule: messenger RNA, 1737 nt
Organism: Aspergillus fischeri NRRL 181
Lineage: Eukaryota; Fungi; Ascomycota; Eurotiomycetes; Eurotiales; Aspergillaceae
Gene: vac8
Product: protein anchor VAC8
Exons: 6
Coding region: 1-1737 (578 amino acids)
Biological process (GO): vacuole inheritance; nucleus-vacuole junction assembly
Cellular component (GO): fungal-type vacuole membrane
Molecular function (GO): protein-membrane adaptor activity; protein binding
Source: RefSeq, a predicted model, not a curated record